This is a messenger RNA of Cannabis sativa, 924 nucleotides long. RefSeq lists its product as uncharacterized. The record is from RefSeq and is a predicted model, not a curated record. The transcript has a single exon. The coding region runs from base 1 to 924 and encodes 307 amino acids. Lineage: Eukaryota; Viridiplantae; Streptophyta; Magnoliopsida; Rosales; Cannabaceae.
AUGGAUCAUACCUUUAGUAGCUUUGCUACUAUCAUUUAUGCUUUCAAUGAUAAAGCUGGGAGAGAGAUACUAUGGAAAGAUUUGGCAGCUUUAGCAACAGUGGAGAACUGGUUUUUAAUGGGAGAUUUUAAUGAUAUUCUCUCAAAGGAGGAGAGAAUAGGCCAUAAAGUCAAGUAUUAUCUGGACAUAGCUUUUGCGAACUGUGUUGAGCAGUGUCGGUUGGAAGAUGUGAAGGCAACUGGGAAUUUUUUCACAUGGUCGAACAAACAACAAGCAAAAGAUAGAAUUUGUUCCAAAAUUGAUAGAGUUAUGGCUAAUCAAGCGUGGCUCGAUCAAUAUCAGAAAGCAGAGGCUAAUUUUUUGAGCGAAGGGACAUUUGAUCAUUCUCCUUGUGUAUUAUCCUUGUAUCCAAGGAGAGUUGAAGGAAGGAGACCAUUUCGUUACUUCAAAAUGUGGAGUAAUUACCUGAACUUCAGCAAUAAGGUUCAGGAGGUGUGGAACAAUCGGGUAUAUGGGACCAAGAUGUAUCAAGUGAUUUCAAAGCUUAAAGCUCUAAAACCGGUUGUAAAAGAGAUUAACAAAGUUGGUUUCUCUGAUAUGCACACGGCUGUCCAGAGAGCCCAAGGUGAUCUAGAAAAUGUGCAACAACAAUUACAGCAAGGCCCUCUUGAUAUUGAGAUGCUUGAUAGAGAAUUGGCUGCGAGAACUAAGCUAAUCCAGGUGCAGCAAGACUACUCAACAUUCCUGCAACAGAAGGCUAAGGUCACUUGUAUCCAAAAUGGAGAUUUGAAUACUGCAAUUUUUCAUGCAAGUAUCAAGGAAAGAGCAAGACAUAAUCAUAUUUUCUCUAUAGAAAACCAGCUAGGUUCCAGGAUCAUUGACCCCAAUCUGAUCUCAACAACAUUUGUUGAUUACUAUAAGUAG